UUGCCGUUAGCCCCGCUGUGCGCGGGCGGGAGGUGACGGGCCGUCACGGAGGGGAGGGGUGACGACGACACUUGCCUCGGCUCUCCUUCCUAAGGGGCCAGUGGCGAGAGCGGGCGGCCUGGUGGUGCCCCAGAGCGGACGGGCACGGCCCGGCGGCGCUUGGGGGCCUGGUCCCACCAGGACUGAAGGGGCAAACCUACCCUCACCGAGCAUCCUUGGCGUUUGCCGGAGGUUUACAGGAAAACGUGGGUGCCUAGCUUUUGGCGCUUAAUGCCUCGGCCGCUGUGUUGCUGAAGUCCACAUCUAAUUCACUGAGUCUUCCAGACAGAGUGUUCUAUGCUUUGACACCAGAGAGAUCUUGAUGCUCUGAAAUGAAGAUGGAGGCAGUGGGAAAAACAGAAGAACUUGUCGAUUCAGAAGUUCCACCAAAGACUUCUGAAAAGCAGGAGACUGCGCCUGAUGAAGACGGACCUAUAGAACUUGAGGCACAAAAUCAGAAGGACAACAUGCCCACUGCAGCAGACCCUGCGGUGCUCUCUUCAAUGCCUUGCUUACUGAUGGAGUUGAGGCGAGACUCCUCAGAAUCUCAGUUAGCAUCUACAGAGAGUGAUAAGCCAAUGGGUGGUCGAGUUUAUGAGAGUGACUCUUCUAAUCAUUGCAUGCUUUCACCUUCAUCCAGUGGGCAUUUGGCUGACUCAGAUACAUUGUCUUCCACAGAAGAGAAUGAGCCCUGUCAAGCUGAAGCUGCUGUAGAGGGAGACCCUUCUGCAGUGACUGAGGCUACAGUUGGGAGGAAAUCCAGACGAUCCAGGUCUGAAAGUGAUACUUCAACAAUGGCUGCCAAGAAAAAUCGACAGUCUAGUGAUAAGCAGAAUGGUCGAGUUACCAAGGUAAAAGGUCAUCGAAGCCAAAAGCACAAAGAGAGAAUCCGUCUCUUAAGACAGAAACGGGAGGCAGCUGCUCGCAAGAAGUACAACCUGCUGCAGGACAGCAGUACCAGUGACAGUGACCUGACGUGUGACUCAAGCACGAGUUCAUCAGAUGAUGAUGAAGAGAUUUCAGGGAGCAGCAAGACAAUCACUGCAGAGAUACCAGAUGGACCCCCAGUUGUAGCUCAUUAUGAUAUAUCAGACACAAAUUCAGACCCAGAAGUGGUAAAUGUGGACAAUCUGUUGGCGGCUGCAGUAGUUCAAGAGCACAGUAAUUCUGUAGGAAAUCAAGACUCGACAUCUACCUGGAGAACCAGAGGGCUGCUAGAUAAACUGAAUGCUGAUGCAGGUCAUUUGGAUCCAGGCUUCAUUGCAAGUGACAAAACCUCUUCUGGUAAUGCCCAGAUCACUGAAGAAAUUAGUAUCACCUCUUCUGAUAGUGAAGUAGAGAUUGUUGGAGUUCAGGAACAUGCCAGGUGUGCUCAUCCCAGGGGAGGUGUGAUUCAGAGUGUGUCUUCCUGGAAGCAUGGCUCAGGCUCACAAUACAUUAACACGCAGCAAAUACAAUCAUGGACAGCAGUGACUCCCCAGCAGAAUUGGUCUUCACCCCCAGAAGUAGUAGACCUCACUCUGGAUGAGGAUACCAGACGCAAAUACCUACUGUAACACAGCAUCGCUGUGUUUCUGUCCCCACCCCUUCUCCCUUUUGUGGCACAGAAGCUCACUGCUAAAACUUCGGCUUUAGAAGCUCUCUUCCUGGCAUUAUGAAACUCAAACUCAUGAAGUUUUUCAGUUCCAUAAGAAUGUAGUAUAAUUUCAAUAUCAUUUAGAAUGGCUUUGCCUUCUCAAAGGGGGAUUCCUCCCAGAAUGAAAAGCUAAUAGCACCAAAUUUAAAAUACAUUUACAGUUACUAAUGUGUGUGUGUGUUUAUCUGAAGAAAUAACUGUGUGCAAACUUAUGUGCACCUCCAACUUCAGAACGUUUUUAAUUUAUCAGUAUAUUGAGUUUGUUAGUAGAAGUUAGUGUUUUGCUGUGUGAGCAUCAGUAGUUUUUAGAAAUGCUGUGUCCUUGCUGAUUUCAGUGGAAUUGGGGUUAUUCAACACUUCUGAAAACUGGGCCAAGAGUAUUUAUACAGAAGCUGGUUUGGUUGUAUUACCAGCAGGAGGACUGUCCUUAAUACAAAUGGCCCGUAACAUAUGCACUGAACAGCUUUUAAUUAAAGAAUUUUUAUUUUCAAUAUAAUUUAUAGUUUACACUUUUUUUUUUCAGUGCUGAGUCUUCUGUCUAUUUGACUACUGUGUUUCACUGAUUGUUUCCUACAGCUUGUUACAGUUUAAAGUAGUAGUAGUAGUAGUGACUUGGUAGCAGCUGAUUAUAGCAAAAGCACAAGAAAAAGUAAUAAAAAGGUCCAGUGUCCCUCUUCCUUUUAAGUAGAGAUGAACUUUUUUUUAGCUAUAUCUUGCCUGGAGUAAAGGGGAGAAAAACAUUUUGCUCAUAAUCCUUGUCCCAUCUGUUCUUUAUUUUGCUUCACUGACUGUGUGAAAAAAAAACCACAAAACCCAAACAACAAAAAAAACAACCACUUUGCAAAGCCCCGGUCUGACAAAGCAGCUGUGUCGUGGUUAGCUCAAGCAGCUCACUGAAACUCCUGUGGCCAUUCAAGUGCUUAAGACUGUCCUAAAAGAUGCUGCAAGAUCAUAACUUACUGUUGUGAAGUUUUUGUUUUUCUUUUUAUGAUUUUUUUUUAAUUAGAUCUGUACCAUUUCACUGGCUUUGGGUUAUGUCUCUUACCCUAGUUUUUGAAAUGUUUUGGAGUAUGAUCCAGGAAAUACUUCCUACCAGAAUAUUUACCAAAAUCAGUGGAACUACUUACUUUAGUGGGCUGUAGUUUCUGUAGUGUAUCAAAAAAUUCCUGCCCCAUAUCUAUCAUUUUGAGCCUUUCUCAAGGCAAAAACCAAAGAUUAGAAUUUAACAGGAUGAUACUCACUUUAAAUGUCUGUUGUGCAAUUAAAAUGUUCUUUUGUAUUGAAAA
Messenger RNA from Pogoniulus pusillus (Red-fronted tinkerbird), 2961 nucleotides. RefSeq names its product arkadia (RNF111) N-terminal like PKA signaling regulator 2N (gene ARK2N). Lineage: Eukaryota; Metazoa; Chordata; Aves; Piciformes; Lybiidae. The record is from RefSeq and is a predicted model, not a curated record. The transcript has 5 exons. Bases 372 to 1595 code for a protein of 407 amino acids. Gene Ontology annotation, molecular function: ubiquitin protein ligase activity. Gene Ontology annotation, biological process: ubiquitin-dependent protein catabolic process.